AUGGGGGAAGAUUUGUUCUGGGCUAUUAGAGGAGGCGGAGGAGCUAGUUUUGGUGUCAUUCUUUCCUGGAAGAUCAAAUUGGUUCGUGUUCCCCGAAUUGUUACAGUUUUCAACCUACGGAAGCAGCUGGAUCGACAAGGGACUAAGCUGGUAUACAAAUGGCAGCAAAUUGCUCCUAAUCUACCUCCUGAAUUGUUCAUAAGAAUUCUCAUUCAAAGUGGAAGCAACACCGUUGCGGCCAAUUUCAAUUCCCUGUUUCUGGGAUCAAAAAAGGACCUGAUUCCCCUGAUGAAACAGAGGUUCCCUGAAUUGGGAUUGCGCCCGGAAGAUUGCGCCGAAAUGAGCUGGAUUCAAUCUGCUGAGUUCUUUGCAGGAUUCCCUAACCAGGUGGAAGUUCUACUCAACAGAACUGACCAAUACAAGAGCAAGUACAAAGGGAAGUCCGAUUUCGUCACCGAACCGAUCCCUGAGAGUGCCCUGACGCAGAUAUGGAAAAGGUAUCCAGAAGAAGGACUAGCUUUCAUGAUCAUGGAUCCUUUUGGGGGCAAAAUGGGUGAAAUCCCGGAUUCGGAGACACCCUUUCCUCACAGGAAAGGGAAUUUGUACAACAUUCAGUACUUGGUGAAGUGGUAUGAUGAAGAUGAGGCGAGGCAUUUAAAGUGGAUCGAUGAACUCUUCAAGUUCAUGAGGCCAUAUGUGUCCAAAUCCCCGAGGCGUUCAUAUCUGAAUUACAGAGAUUUAGACUUGGGAAUCAAUCUGGGAAUGAAUCCAAGAUUUUUAGAUAGUGCAAUUUGGGGGAUGAAAUAUUUCAAUGGUAAUUUUAAGAGAUUGGCUAGGGUGAAAGGCCUAGUUGAUCCUAAGAAUUUCUUCAGGAGUGAACAGAGUAUUCCUCCCAUUGUUAAGCAGUAGAAAACAACGUCUAAG
This is a messenger RNA of Oldenlandia corymbosa var. corymbosa, 924 nucleotides long. The record is from the annotation of a GenBank genome assembly. Lineage: Eukaryota; Viridiplantae; Streptophyta; Magnoliopsida; Gentianales; Rubiaceae.